AAGUGAAAUAUACUUUUCGUGUGAAGCGAAUAGAGGGAGAAAAGCGAAGCAGACAAGGUUUGACCGUUGAAGCGACAGGCAGCAAAUUGGUGAUUCUGAUAACCUGAAUAAAGUGAACCGUGAAAGUAAAGUUAAGAAGUGUAAUUAUUUAUUGUGAAAGAGUGACCACUACAUCUGGCGACGAGCGAUAGUCUGAACCUGCGGAAAAAAAUGGAAGAAAGUCGUCCUUUGCCAAUGUUCAGGUGUGAACAGAUUGAAAGCGGCAGGCUGGCCAAAGAAUGGAUAGAAUGGAAGGGAGCGCUUGAAUAUUAUUUGGAGUCAUACCAGAUCAUUGACCAGAAGAUGAAACGGUCAAAGAUGCUGCAUUUGGGUGGCCCACAACUCCAGAAGGUUUUCAGGAGUCUGGAAGGCACUGGAAAUUUUCCCGUAAUAUUGCUUGAAAAACCGUGGUAUGACCUUGCUAUAGAGCGGCUGGAUGCUUAUUUCAAGCCUCGCAAGCAAGACGUUUUGGAGAGGUACAAAUUGCGAAACAUGAAACAAGGUUCAAAUGAACGCUUCUCGCAUUUUGUUUUACGUCUACGGCAGCAGCUCUUGGACUGCGGUCUUGAAAAAUACCCCCAAGAUGUACGAAGCAGUGUAGAAGAUAUGAUGCUUAUCGACGUAAUAGUAGAAGGUUGUAUCUCGCCCGAAUUGCGCCGUAAAAUCCUGGAAAAAGAUCAAUCACUCUCUGAGAUUGAAUCAUUGGGAAGUUCGAUGGAAAGUGUAAGGGAACAGGAACUUGAAAUGAAGAGGCGUUCCAGUGAUGUUAUAAGCGAACUUGAUGUACGCAAGGUGGACAAUAUUCCGGCUGACAGAGCCGCUCGAAAGCAACAACGUAUCGUAAAACGAUUCGUGAGCAAACCUUCUCCCAGGGAACAAGGGAAUGGCUUAAAGGUUAUAUGCUAUGCGUGCGGCAAAUUAGGUCACAUAUCAAGAGACCUGGCGUGCCCAGCCAAGGGCCAACAGUGUCGAAGGUGCCAAAUUUUUGGUCACUUCGAAAAGGUUUGUCGGAAACGCGGUAGUUCGGUAGUUCGAGACAACAGCCUUACGAAGAAAGUUCGAACUGUCUGCAAUGAGUCGACGUCUACCCCAGCCAAGGAGGAUGCCUCCAACGACGUUGUCGACCAGAAGAUCUACUACACAUUUCACACGGGAAAUGAAUCGAACCUGUUGAAAUGUGAUGUGGGCGGGGUCCUCAUCGAUGUGAUCAUAGAUUCCGGAUCCGAUGCAAAUCUUGUCUCUGCCGCUACUUGGGAGAUGAUGAAAGCUAAAUGCGUCGUAGUUCAGAAGUGCACCAAGGGUAGUCACAAGAUUCUGAAGGCGUAUGGCAGCGAGGCACCGUUAAACUUAUUGGGUUCGUUCGAAGCUAUGGUUAAAUUGGGAACACGAUCUGUAUCCGCCGAAUUUUUCGUUGUUGAAAAGGGCCAGCGGAACAUUCUUGGCGAUUCCACUUCUAAGCUACUAGGAGUGUUGAAAGUCGGCGUUGAUGUAAAUCAAGUUGAAGUUCCAACCCCUUUCCCGAAAAUUAAGGAUGUACAAGUACGAAUCAAAAUGGAUCCAUCCGCCGUUCCAGUAUUCCAACCACUAAGAAGAAUACCAAUAGCGCUAGAACAUGCUGUCAACAAGAAACUAGAUGAACUGCUUGCAAAAGACAUCAUUGAGCCGAAAAGUGGUCCGGCAACAUGGGUGUCUCCUCUGGUUGUCGCAAAGAAGGCAAACGGUGAAAUUCGAUUGUGCGUAGACUUACGGCGAGUAAACCAAGCGGUAAUCAGAGAUCGACACCCAAUGCCGGUAAUCGAAGACGUGUUGGCGAAGAUUGGAAGAGGGAACAUAUGGAGCACACUGGACAUAAAAGAUGCUUUCUUUUUGCUGGAGCUGGACGAGGAAUCGAGAAACGUCACAACCUUUAUCUCUCAUAGAGGACUGUACCAAUUCAAACGCCUUCCGUUUGGUUUGGUCUCUGCUCCGGAGAUAUUCCAGCGCACUAUGGACGCUAUAUUGGCAGAUUGCGAAGGUGCCUACUGGUACCUAGAUGACGUUGAUGUGGAGGGCGGUACCGUCGAGGAACACGACAUGCGUCUCUCGAAGGUAUAA
Armigeres subalbatus is the source of this 2133-nucleotide messenger RNA. RefSeq lists its product as uncharacterized. NCBI's taxonomy places the organism in Eukaryota, Metazoa, Arthropoda, Insecta, Diptera, Culicidae. Gene Ontology annotation, molecular function: zinc ion binding; nucleic acid binding. The transcript has 2 exons. The record is from RefSeq and is a predicted model, not a curated record. Bases 211 to 2133 code for a protein of 640 amino acids.